Molecule: messenger RNA, 4833 nt
Organism: Drosophila simulans
Lineage: Eukaryota; Metazoa; Arthropoda; Insecta; Diptera; Drosophilidae
Product: ABC transporter G family member 52
Exons: 14
Coding region: 464-4744 (1426 amino acids)
Cellular component (GO): plasma membrane
Molecular function (GO): ATP hydrolysis activity; ATP binding; ABC-type transporter activity
Source: RefSeq, a predicted model, not a curated record
CCUCUGCGAGGGGUUUCGUUUCGGUUGCCAUUGGAAAGACAGCUGAUUGCGGCGCUCUCGCGCUCUUCCUCGUUAUCUGUGAGAACUAAUACUAAUCAGCGCAGUUCAUAUUUUCAACUUUCCUGAAUUCAUUUUCAUUCCGUGCCAUGCCAACGGCCGCUAAAGAUCGCGCUGUUCUUCGGUUCUACACAAGAUAUAGCCAUCUAUAUAAUUACGCGCGGCACGCACACACUCAAACACCGCGAAAUACAAAAUAUUAUUUAUUCUAAUUGCUUGACGCGCCUCAAAAAUUAACGCAAAAAGCAGGCCUACGACGAACAAACGGAAAGCGCAAAUUAAAUGGAGAACGCGAGCUAAAACAACAUAGAGAUAAAGAGAAAAGUGAAACCAACAUUGCAGUUAAGGUUACAAAGCCGAAGUAUCAAAAGUGCUAGACAACAUAUUGAAAUCUUGAAAUCACGACAUGUCCAGUUGGAGUUUGGCCAGUGCCGUGUCGCCAAAUGUCACCGGUGGCGAUGUCAUCCGGUUGAACCACCUAAAGUCCAGCUCGGAAACGCAUCUGCCAUCUCGGGGAUCCGGAUCGGCGUCUGGAGGGUCUGGAGCACUACCUCGUCCCACGACGCCCGUGCCCUCCAAGAAACUGUCAUCCAAACGACCUCCGCACUUGACCCUCAACAUAAAGGCCAAGUCCCACGAUGCUCCGCUGGCCGAGACGGAAAACACAGUGCUCUCGACCAGUGAAUCCGUCUAUGGAACUCCGCUGGGCGCCACACCCGUUUCGUCACCUGCCAACCAAAGUCAACGCAGUCAGGCGAGCCAGCAUAGUGACGAAAGCCGCCACAGCAGCAGCACCGCCACCAGCGGAGGUUCAAUAUUCCCCCACGAACAGUACAAAACCAUCAAGAAGAUCAACAUCGGCUUCGAGAAUAUACGCUACACUACCAAAUUCGGAGUCUUCCAGAGGGAAACCAAGGAUGUGCUAAUGGGUUUAACGGGCUACUUCAAGUCGGGAGAACUUAGUGCCGUAAUUGGACCCUCUGGAGCUGGAAAGAGUACUCUGCUCAACAUUCUGUCAGGAUACACAACAUUUGGCUUUUCGGGGGAUUUCCGGGUCAAUGGCAACAGGCGGGACUUGAAAGCCUUCAAGCCGAACGUGGCGUUCAUCCGCCAGGAUACGAGUCUUCAGGCUUUUCUCUCCGUCAAGGAGGCAAUGCAUUUUGCGGCCAAUUUGAAGAUCGGCACUCACAUGACACACAGCGAGAAAAGGGAGCGGGUAAAGUGCAUCCUGGAGGCCAUCGGUAUGUACGAAAACCGGCAUACCAGGACGGGGCAGCUCAGUGGAGGUCAGAGGAAGCGUCUUGCUAUUGCCCUGGAACUGGUGAACAACCCACCGGUGCUGAUCCUGGACGAACCUACAACUGGCUUGGAUAGUUUCACCUCGAAUCAGCUGAUAAAUCUGCUAAAGAAGCUCGCCAUCGAGGGACGCACAGUCAUCUGCACGAUCCACCAGCCAAGUGCCUUGACCUUCGCCAUGUUCGAUCAUCUUUAUGCCAUUGGCGAGGGCAGGUGCAUAUACGCCGGAGGACCCCAAAACCUGCUGCCCUUCCUGGGCGCCCUUAAUUUGCACUGCCCGGAAUCCUACAAUCCAGCGGAUUACUUAAUGGAAAUAGCAACUCAUGACUAUGACACGGCGGAAGACAAUCAGCUGGAGAAGCUGGUGGCCCUGAUGGACAAUGGUCGCAAUGAGGAUUAUAGACAGAGCAAGACUGCGCGAGUGGCCCAACUGGCGGCCAUGAAGAAAGUUGACCAACUUAUGGCAGCGGGACUGAUCACACCGGUGACAGCUCCUGUGAUGUCCACAUCCGUGCCAGCGCAUUUCAUGCAGGGCAACACCUUCAAGCCACUCACCCCCAUCAAUGAGCUGUCCUCCCGUGUGUGGGACAGCCAAACGGCGGGAAUCGGAAAAUCUGGGAGCUGCUGCAAGCCAAAGAAGAAAAAUAAAUCCAGGCCAGCCAUAGAAUUGGAUCCAUCGCAUCUAUGCAAAAGGCAGAACAUCUACGCCACUCCGUUCUACCGACAGUUGAGCAUUCUGCUCGUGAGGACAUUCCUGCUAAUUUGGCGGGACAGUUCGUUGACUACGAUGCGCUUCGCUAUUCACCUGAUCACAGGCAUCCUAAUAGGAACCCUGUACUUUGGGAUCGGCAACGAUGCCGCCAACACGCUUAAUAUCUUCCGAUACCUCUUCUACACGAUCAUGUUCAUCAUGUACUGUGCGUUCUCAGGCAUACUGGUGAAGUUUCCGCUGGAGUUCCCCAUCGUGUCGCGGGAGCACUUCAAUCGCUGGUAUUCCCUGCGGGCGUAUUACGUGGCCAUCACCGUAGCAGACCUGCCCAUCCAGAUAAUCUGCAGUGCCCUGUUCAUAGUGCCCACAUAUCUGAUGACCCAACAGCCGCUGGAGCUCUGGCGAUUCGGAAUGUUCUUCCUGAUUGUGUUCGUUACGGCUCUGGUCUCGCAGAGCAUUGGCUUGGCGGUGGGAGCAGCGUUGAGCCUCAAGCUGGGCUCCAUUCUGGGACCCUUCUUCAUCUGCCCGUUCCUCCAGUUCAGCGGGUUCUUUCUGAUGGAGAAGGACGCUCCGGUGUAUCUGCGCUGGAUGUUCGACAUAUCGUUCCUCAAGUACAGUCUGGAAGGGGCCACGAUGGCCAUUUUCGGAUACGAUCGCGAGCCCUUGGCCUGCAAUGAGCUCUACUGCCACCUGAGGCACCCCCAGUUCAUACUCAAAAGUCUGGACAUGGCCAACGGAAACUAUACGCUGGCCCUCAUCUUUCUGGUCGGCGUUUUGGUCUUUCUGCGCAUCCUGGCGUUCUACAUCAUGUCCUUCCGCCUCAGAUUGUUCAGAACAACAAUCUGCUGCCGUCUAAUGGCCGAUAACGCGGUGCAAGCUCAGCCAAAUGGUCUGGGCGAGAAGCAAAAGGCGCUGGAGCUGCACUUUAGCCAAGUUAGCUACAGCUUGAAGGGGGCCACCAAAGGAUCCACUCCCAUUAUCAACGAUGCAUGCGGGGUCUUCAAAUCGGGACGACUCACUGCCAUUUUGGGUCCCUCGGGAGCUGGAAAGUCUACCUUGCUUAAUGCAUUGGCUGGUUUUAAACUACAGGGAGUAACGGGCCAGUUUCUGUUGAAUGGACGCCCCAGGGAUAUAAUGAGCUUUCGGAAAAUGUCCGCCUAUAUUGCUCAGAACUUUGUGAUGCUGAAUCUGCUCACGGUUGAGGAAACGCUGCGUGUGUCUGCGGACCUGAAGAUGCCCAGUUCCACAGCUGCUCAGGAGAAACAGAAAAUUAUAGACGAUAUUAUCGACAUACUGCAGCUGCAGGCCUGCCGCAGGACCCUGGUGAAGAAUUUAUCCGGAGGCGAGCACAAGCGCUUGUCCAUUGGCAUUGAGUUGGUAACGAAUCCGCCCAUUAUGUUCUUCGAUGAGCCCACCAGCGGAUUGGAUUGUGUGGGCAGCUACCAGGUGAUUUGCCAUCUGCAGCGACUGGCUCAUGAUGGCAGGAUAGUUGUUUGCGUGGUUCAUCAGCCAGGAUCACGACUCUUCCAACUCUUCGACGAUGUCCUGGUUUUGGCUCACGGAGAGGUCCUUUACGCUGGUGAACAGCGGGAAAUGCUUCCCACCUUCGCACAAUCCGGCCACAUCUGUCCACAGUACUACAAUCCCGCGGAUUUCGCCCUGGAAGUGUGCAGCCAGUCCUCCACCACAGAACGCUGUGAAUCGCUCAUCACUCAGAACAAGAUGAUGCACAGCACCGCCAGUAAUGUUGUGAAGCUUCAAGUGGAUGAGGAGACAGCCUUGAUUGAUGUCCACAAGGAUGCCUUGGACUUGUCCCACCUGCGCGGUAAGGAGCAGGUGGGUUUCUGGACCCAGCUAAGUGUCCUGCUUCGUCGUCAUCUGCGCUCCAUGUCCAGAGAUAUGUUUGCUGUCCAAAUGCGUCUGGUGAUGCACGUGGUGGUGGCCCUGCUCUUGGGCGUUGUCUACUGGCAGAUAGGUGGCGAUGCGCAGAAAAUCGUGUCCAAUGUAUCCUGCCUGUUUUUUGUGAUACUCUUCGUGUUCGCCGGCAAUGCCAUGCCUUCGAUCCUGCUGUGCAUGCAGGACUCUGCGGUGUUCAUCAGGGAGUACUACAACGGAUGGUACUCCCUGGGAGCCUACUAUCUGUCCAAGGUCCUGGCCGAUCUGCCCCUGCAGCUGACUUGUCCCACAAUGUUCAUCAGCAUCGGCUACUUCAUGACGGGUCAGCCUCCGGAAUUCCAGCGAUUCGCCAUGUGCUGGGCCCUGUGCGUAAUGACCGCCUUCAUUGGUCAUUUCAUCGGAGUGAUCGCAGGCUCCCUGUUCACCAUGCAGUUGGCCAUAUUCCUAGUGCCCAGUGCCACCAUUCCGUUCCUCCUGUUCUCCGGCUUUUUUAUCCGGUUGAACGAACUCUCCUGGUUCCUGCGCCCCAUCUGCGACGUGUCCUUCUUCAGGUACAUCUUCGAGGGUCUGAUGAGGGCCAUCUAUGGAUACGAUCGCGGGGAACUGGAGUGCUAUGCCACAAACAACUUCUGUUACUACAGAACGGCGGAGCAGUUCCUCAAGGACUUCCAAAUGCAGGGCAAUGAGUUCGGUUGGGAUAUGACUGUCCUGGGAAUGUUUCUCAUCCUCCUGCUGCUAGCCUUCUUUGUAACCCUGAACGCAGUCAUCCGGCGAGCUCUUCGGUGAUAUGGUUAGUAAGGAAUCUGGUCUUUGACAAAUGUAAGAGAUAUUGUUAGUGAAUGCUAAUAAAGUGUUACGGAUUGUUAAACCUUUUA